GGUCACGCAAUAUUGAACUUGUGGAGAGAAUGCAUGAUUAGGCUGUUUUUCGCAUUUUGUUACACAUAUACAGGUAAUUACAAAUACCGUAACACAUAUAUAAAAGCCAUGUAUUAUUUAUAUACUGAAUAAUGAACAAUGUAUUAAAAUUUACUUAUUCUGAUACAACACAGAAUUUAAAGACUGAAUUACAAAUACCGUAAAAUUAUAAAGCUUGUUCUGAAUAAUGACGUGAAUCGCUACAAAAUUUACUUAUUCUGAUACGUCAACACAUAAUUUAAAGUGACUGUCGACGGAGGUAGACUAGUCUGCAUACUGACUGACGAGGCUGAUAAUAAUAACUUUAUUUAAGUCUCAAGCUUUUAGCUUAGCACAAGUGUUGAAACUAACAGGGAAACAGGUUCGAUUAAAGUUGUGAUCGAAAGAAUCUACAAGCGGGAGAAAUCAUGCUUUAAAAGAAAUCAAAGUAAAUCACUUGAACAUCAUUCGAGUUGCCGAAUAAACAAACACGCAAUUCUAUUUUUUCCCGCAUCGACUCUCUACUGCAAUCAUUAAAGGGGAAAAAUAAUAAUGAGAAAAAACAUAACAAUUCCUGAAAAUUAUGUUGAUGGGCCAGUCCGCAAAGGACUUACAUUGCAUUUCAAUGCGGACACCUGAGUCGAUGAAAGAUGGGUUAAUAAUAUAUUUUAAAAAAAAACUAUUUAUUUUGUUUACAAUUUUUUCCAUUUGUCAGUGCCAGCUGAAACACUUUGAGGCUUUUUGUGGCUGAAUUAUUGGUGGAAAAGGAAAUAAUCGCCCCAUAGUUCGCCCCAUGUAAUUAUGGGGAAUCCGGGAAAUUUUCGCUUGUGGAAGUGGUGGAUUUUGGUCUUUGGAAUCCGGAAUACAGAUCAAGUAAUCCGGAAUCCGGAAUCAACGGCGCGGAAUCCAGAAUCCACGACUGGCUUGGAUUCCCUGGAGGUGGUUGCUAGGUUUUUAGGUGCCAGUAAGCUUGAUCAAGCUGAACUAAUAUACUUUGUUAACGUUGCUGUGGUUUUUAAAAGUACCAAUUUACUACUCACUCAAAUGCGAUGUGAAGUGCAAAUCCUUUCCUUCCUCAGAAUGAGUUGUACAUGUGCAUAAGAAUAAAAAAUCCUCUUCAUAUUAUGGCUUUAGCCAAGUGUUGAAACAGAGGCUUAAUCGAAUUUCGUUCGAUUAGGUAUGCCGGGUUGUACACCAGAGUUCUGGAAGGGUCUAUUUGUUUAUUGGGAGAGUCUGUUUUAUUUUUCUUUUCCAGGAGUAGCUUAAUCAAUUAAAAGUAGUACUCAGGCAAAAGCAGAAGUCGUGAUUUAUACGUUGUGCUACGUUGUGAGGUGUCGACUGUUCGGACCUUUCUUUUUACAGGAUCGUCUGGGGACCUAAAAUGUCACGCCUGUUAGGAACAUGUCUGCUAUGGAGCAUAGUAGCUGCACUCUACAUUCAGCGUGCCAAAGCAGACAUCCACAUUCCCUGCCCAAGUGUGCCGAGGGACUUUUAUCCCGGAGUUGCACCGCAGAAUUCAUCACCUCCUUAUGUACUUAACGUGACUGAUAAAGAUGGUCGGCCUCUUCAUGAUUUUCAUUUCAUCGGUAGCGAAGCUAUACACACAAGUAAGAUAUCCAGAUGGUUUAUGUGCAUCUAUAAAAUAUGCCGAAUUUAAGGCCUUCAUAAAGUGAGAAGGUACAUUAGUUAUUAAAAGGAGCACUCGGCAAAGAAACCUGAUUUUUUGGAUUUCCUAGACACAAUCAAAACCAGCAACGGAUUCCAUAGACUACGAGUAGUCCCCAUUUUUCCUCAGGGAUAGUAGAGCGAGCGAAACGAGAGCACGCGUGAAAAUCACCCCACGCGAGAAAGGCGAGACGCGGCGGGGAUAGAGAGUUUGGGCUUUGUCUUUUCUCUCUCACCGCCGUGUCUCGCCUUUCUCGCGUGGGGUGAUUCUCACGCGCGCUUGCGUUUCGCUCGCUCUGCUAUCCCUGAGGGAAAUGGGGACUACUCGUAGUCUACGGAUUUCAUUUCUGGACCUGUUUCAUUGAAAUCCGCGAAGAACAAGGAUUCUGUGUGACAAAAUCCGUCUUUGGAUUUUGCGUUCCGUGUGCGUGGGUUGAGGUAAAAGGGGCGGGCUAAAAGAGGCUGCUCGUAGUUAAUCGCUUUUCCUCUAGUUUUCAUGCUCUUUUCUUGCAGGAACGCCUCCUUAAGAGUUAUGUUUCUUCACUUUCUUCAAUAGGCCAUAUCCGAGUUCCCCGGUCUCUGUAUCAAAACGAGGUUAAGUGCUCAGCCUUUGAUAUGGAAAUCAUUUUUCAUUCUCAUGCAAAUAAAACUCAUUUUCACAAGAAAGGCUGUGUACUUGGCCUCACUCGGAAGUGGCCUAUUAUUUCUACUGAUCUUUUUUUGCAUCACUGUUUAAGUCUCGCUGAGUGGCAAGCAAACCGGAAAUGACACAGAGAAGUUUGUGGGGUUCAUCAUCAACAUAUACAACGACUUUACGGAUGAACCAAGUGGAGAUUUUGUGACACCCUUGCCUCAGGGAGUAAAGGAAGAGGAAUGUCACUACGAAGGCAGGUCUUACAUUGUAAGUCGCAUACAUUACAUUCGCCGGUAUAAACCAGUGGCGGAUCCAGGAGAGGAGCCUGGGUCCCCCCUUAUUUUAAGACCAAACUGAGGCCCGAAGGGAGACCGCCCCCCCUUAUUUAAGGGAAGACCGGGAUGCCCCCCCCCCCCCGAGGUCUGGAUCCGGCACUGUAAACAGCACCGAAAAAUGUCCUCAUCACAAGUGGUCAAAGCUUACUAGCAAACUGGCAACAUGAGUUCUAGUGAUUUAACUAGGGGCUUUUGUAGUGAUGAAACUAGCCUUAAUUUGCGAAUGUUUUGCUUGAAAUUAUUGACCAGACAAUCUUAAGUUCUCCGUUUAACCGUGCUCUGGUCUGUAUUUAAUACUUUACUGUUUGGUUUCACAUUCUACUAUGUUUUUUUUAAACAUAAUCAAAGUGAACAUGAUUUACAGAUCGCCACAUAUAUAAGGUAAUCAGUCUUGCAUUCUGGAUUCCACGGCAUUGAUUCCAGAUUCCGGCAACUGGAUUCUACAUUCCUUGUCACAGGAAAAUGGAUUUUGAUUUUUAAUCAUAUCGUUAGCGGGAUUCCGGAUUCUUUAAGCUGAGUCCAGGAUUCCAAAGCCCAGAAUUCCAGAUUCCGUAUGAUCAUAAACAAAACAUUCUCGGAUGGAGAGGACAAGUCGUUACCCCACGUUGCCAUGGUAGCAAAAUUUUUGGAUGACAACAUGCCGAAAACGUCACUUAAAAAGUGAAUUCGCCCUGUUUCAAACUUUAUCUAUCGUAUUCAAUUUCAUUUAAUUUUCUGGGGUUGAAUCCGAAAGUACCAUAUCAAAGUUUAGGAAAAGGAAAAGGAAAUUUUUGUGUUGUCACCUACUCCAUCAAAGCGGGCGCGAGAAAUGAGAAAUCGUGCAACGACAGCUAAGAGCUUGAUGCACGUGCAAAGUUUUUUGUUUUGCUAAUUAUAAACCUUUUGCUUUUUUGCCGUUCUCGUUGCCGUCGCCGUCUUUGUUGCUUAAGCUCCAUAUUAGUGUGAUCCAGAAAUUUUGCUACCAUGGUAACGUGAUGUCAUAUACUUCUCCUCUCUAUCCCGGGGUCCAAAUUACCUAAACUGGGGAGAUGUAGACACAACGGGAUGUGGGCAGUAAUCUUUAACAAAUUCUUUUCAAAAUAAUAAUUAACCCGAUUAGCUACCUUGCGUGUGUAUAUGUUUUUCUUUUAGAAUGAAGUGGUAAUGAACUCUACCGCAAAGGAGUGGACUAACCUUCAAGUCCAGUGGAAGUCUCCAAAGAAGUCCCCAGCCGGAAAUAUCCACAUAAGGUGAGGAUUGCGGGAUUAAAUUGGGUAAAAGGUUGGUGACGAACGUUGCAACUAGCUGGCGAGACCAUGUAGCGAAGAGACGUUAAGAAUAAGGAGAACAGGAAUGGAACAUUACCGAUGAUCAAGUGUUUUUAAAAUAUUAACACAUUCUAGAUCUUGGUUUAAAUAAAAUCAAAGGUUGCCACCUCCACAACUGACAACAUGUCGCAAACAAAAGUUUGGCAGAUAGCCUUCCAGGCUUUUUUAGAUCGUGGGGCGUCGAAAAGAGAUGUGAGCAGAUAAAACAGUCAGGAAGUAGGGAAGGGGGUUCUUCACUCCACCGUCUGAACGCCCGGUGCAGACUUCUCAUUAAACGGACAUCUUACACUAAACAGAAGCCUCCGCCGCCCAUUUCUUCCUUCCAAGUUUUUUUUCUGUAUGAAACCUGCUUGAUUUAGCCGAUAGCAAAGACCAGCGACUGCGGCUCAUAGUGUCCGCCCGCUUAUAACAGUUUUCAAAAUAAAAUAAAACACAAUAAUACAAUACAAGAUAUAUACCAGAAAAAAAAAAACAAAACAAAAAAAAAAGAAACAGAGCUUAUUGGGCGUUAGUCAGUCUGGAGCAUUGAAAGUGUGUGUAGGUACUUUACUCUGGAUCGAUAUUUUUCAUUCCUUCUAGGGCCAGUGUGAUUAAGGAGUACGGUGUUUACUGGGAUGGAAUCAAUGUGACUUUAAAAUGUACGUUUGAACUCCCUGCACUAAGGCAAAAAUGGCAAUGAAGAGCUUGACAAAUAUGAAACUGGGGUAAAUUGGUGAAAAGUGGAGUAAGUUUGAGGUUGAGUAGGAAGGCUUGUUCCUAUUUCUUGUAAAAAAUCCAUGCCCAGUGUUAAAAGACAUUAAAAAACUUUAAAGACACCAUUUUCACAGGGCCAACCCCCUACCGAGCGUAUUGUUUUCUCGCCCCGGUGCGAGAAUUGGAGGAAUUCCUGAGAGGUUUAUCCGGUGGAUAGCGUUUCCACCUUUUGAACAGCUGGGGCCUGGUGCCUGAUCUGUCAAGACCACGAGAUCAUUAUGAAGAUUAGCACCUUUGGGACCAAGUGGACUGUCAGUAUAGAGAUGUCCGUAAGGCGCGUUUCCUUAUAGGGGUAAGGCAAUAUUUUGAGUCUUAAGCUAAUACUUUACCCUUGAUUUAUUACAGAUAUGUGUCCUACGCCCGGUUGUUAUCUUCCUGAUGGAUGCCCUCACGGUCUUGCCAGAAAUAAAUAUGGAUGCAUAACAUGUGAAUGCGCAGGUGAGUACUGAGUGAAAUGCGCAUCGGUGAUUAACCGUGGAUAUUUACCAAUCAUAAAGGUUGAAAAUGCCGGCGUAAAAAAUAAUCUCUUCUGAAUGAAAUUGUUUUUCAUAAUACGCCACUUGCACAUCUCCCAUAAUGCACCUCAUUUGCCCCCCAACACUUUGCAUAACCUUUGCUUUUCAUUUCUCCUGGGUAUUACAGCCACCCCAUGAGAAAUUGAAAACAACGCUUAUGCAAAAUUUUGGGGGGCAAAUAAGGUGCAUUAUCAUAAAUGGAAAUGUGCAAGAGGCGUAUUAACAUACCCAGGAGGUCCCCAGUUUGGGUCUUAUAUCACAGCGGCCUUCGUUUUACUAAAUCAAAAGGUGUUGCUCUGUCAUCACACUGUGAGUCAUAUAAAAUAGACCGUGUAACACAAACCAACUUCACAAGGCACCCUCAUGCUGGUGUAAUAACAGAAGUAGCCUAACACUAUUGGAUAACGCCGGUGGUGUCAAAAUCUUCUGUGUGCACAGCGAUUUAAUAGGUAGUCAGACUAGCGCAACCCUGGUGGAAACCUUAAGGGUUUAUGAUAUAAAGUGAUUUCACAUGUCGUCACGGUGGCCAUAUUGGUGUCCCAAAACAAUGAAACGGCGGCCAUGUUGAUGUCCUAAGCCAAUCCUCUGGGAGCUAAACUCUUUUCUUAUGCAAACGCUUUCUUUUGUUCCAAUAAAUUUGCAUAGAUGCUGGCCACGUGAGUGAAAACACUCUAUAUAAGCCCCUCAGCGCAACUUUAAAAAUACGUACCAUUCUGGGAUUAAACUGUCCCCUUCCAGCCCGCUUCUAACGCAACAUUUUGUUCCUAGUUAGAAGUUAAAAAGUGUUAGCUUUGGAGGGGGGUAGGUAUCAGAAUCUACUGUCAAGGAUUUUUUUGAAAGAAAUCACCAGGUGCCCAUUAUGUGACUAGUGUGAUUCUUAUUUUCCACCCAUUGAUUUUCAAUCGGAAUUGCAAUAAUUGUCGCGGUCUGCAAUAUAGUACUAUUUGUACGUCUUCCGGCAUACCACAUGCAAUCACAUCCUACGCCUUGACGUCUAUUUUGAGCGUUUUCUGCCUCUGAUCCAUGUUACAACUGUUUUCUUGUUCGCAGGUGUGGCAGCCAUCACUGUCCAGUUUUCCAGUCUCCUCUUCAUUGCGAUCGCCUUGCUUUACAAUUUCAUGUAGAAAUAGACUUUUCCCUUUGUUACUGGCUUUUGGCUGAUCUGUUACAAAGCAGAACAGGGCGAGACGAAGCCGAGUUGUUGUUUCGUUUUUAACCCUUGAGGAAAUAAUGUCUUACGUUUCGUUUUCGAUGCACCUUCCAGAUUUCAAUGCCUCGAAAAAAUAAAACCAUUUGUCGUUUUUAAUUAAACUAAAACGGAACUAGAAAAUCAUGUUGCAGUUUCAAACUAUAUUGAUUCUGGCACAACGUAGGCCCGAUUAGCUACAUUUGCAAAUAAUCAUUUCAACAGACACAAAACUGAAGCGUAUGUUGAGAAGUGAAAUUUUGAUUCAGUUUAAGCAAAGUUGCUCUCUCGUCAGUUAUAAUCUAUUAUUUCAAAAUACACCGAUUUGUGAUUUAAAGGAAAAAAAUUCUUUAAUUUAAAUAUUUAGUUUCACAGGAGUCCAUAAUUAGUUACGUAGUCAUGUACUUGAAUGUUUUUUCCGUGAUGUAUCACUGAACACAGGUUUUGUUUUUUUAAGAA
Porites lobata is the source of this 6872-nucleotide messenger RNA. Lineage: Eukaryota; Metazoa; Cnidaria; Anthozoa; Scleractinia; Poritidae. The record is from the annotation of a GenBank genome assembly.